Entrophospora candida is the source of this 306-nucleotide messenger RNA. Lineage: Eukaryota; Fungi; Glomeromycota; Glomeromycetes; Entrophosporales; Entrophosporaceae. The record is from the annotation of a GenBank genome assembly.
AUGACUUAUAAUAUUACUCUUUCAAUGUCUCGAGGAAGUAACCAAUAUAAAAAAUACUUUUAUGUUUUACCUGAUAAACCAAAUGAUUAUAAUCACUUGGAAUGGUUAAAUUGGGUUGCUGAUAAUGACACAGAAACUACAAUUGAAAAUGAACUUUAUAAUAAUGGUGAAGGUUUUAUUAAUACAUCAUCUAAAGAAAUAAAUAAUUUACAAAAUCUUUCUAUUCCAAAUAAAAAAAAGACUCUUGGAAUUUGUCCAGAGACUGCUUGGACUGGUCCAAUAAGUCCAAUUGCCAACAAUGAUUAA